Molecule: messenger RNA, 3696 nt
Organism: Clonostachys solani
Lineage: Eukaryota; Fungi; Ascomycota; Sordariomycetes; Hypocreales; Bionectriaceae
Source: the annotation of a GenBank genome assembly
AUGGAGGGCCGCAUCUUCAUCACCAUCAAUGACGAUGAAGACGAUGGAGACAGCCAUGAGGGAUCCUCGACUUUUGAGCCUGUUGCAGCGCGAGAGCAGGAACCCUCUGUGUUCGGUUCCUUGGGCACCCGGUACAGCUACUCAUCCCCAAAUGUGAAGCUCGAGCCUCAAGAAACUCCAAUGGAGACAAUUUUCGAGCGCGCACCCGAUACUGAAAAUGAGGGCCAAGAAGAGCCCCAAGCCCCGCUGGAAGAAAACAAUCCAACGGGCCAGGUUGACCAAACUAUGUCAGACUCUGGCAUCCAAGAGCAAGAGAACUCGCAAGACCUGGCCGAAGAGCAUACUUCGGAGGACGAGGCCGACGAAAUUAUGCUCGAUAUUGAGACUGAAAGCCACGACGAGCCUGAAGUCUCACCUGAAGAGGAACCAUCAGAGGAGCAGCCUGACCAAGCCAUGUCAAGCACUGCGACCGAGGGUCUGGAAGAGUCUUCGACUAGGGUCGAAGAAGACCUUCCAGAGGAGCCAGUCAGCUAUGCCCUCCCAGACCUUGGAACUCAUGACCAAGGAGAGCCCCAGGUUCCACUUGAAAAAGAAGCAUCUCUCUUUUUCACGGACGAAGAGGAUGCAAUGGACACACAACUCGAACAGGAGGUUCACAACACUACCACCCUUGAUGAUAAUCAAGCUGUUGCUAGCUGCGGCGACGAACCUACUUCAACUGAAGUGGGCGAUGAUGCUACCCAUUUUGGGCACAAGAUUUCCAGCUCUGGUCAAUUCAAGGUCACGGGCGAUGUGUCAGACAGCGAAGAAGAACAGAACGACGAGCAAGAGGAUAUGGCCGAAAACCUGGAAAACCAAAAUCCAGAUGAAGAUGAUGGUACGCGCGGGGACGAGAGGGCUGAAGAUUACGAGGAGCACUUUGACCCAGAUUUUGACCAAGAAUAUGAUGAAGUUCAAGGGGAGGAGGAGGCACAACAAGUCGAUGAAGAAGACGAGGGUGGUGAUGAAGGCCCUGAGCAUCAAGAAAAUUCGAGCCACAGGCCUGGCGAAGGCGACGACGGGAGUGAAUACGAAGAAACAGACUCUGAACAGGACUCAGACAACGAAGGAGCCAAUGCAACGAAGACUCCAGCUUCUGAUGCCAAGGUCCCACGUGGCAAAAAAACCAAGUCAAAGAAUAAGGAUCCAACGAAGACCAAGUUUGCCCGAACAGCUAGGGAGUUCUUUAGACGCAAGAACGUGGCCGCAGAAGCUAAAACAGCUGGCUUGAAGCGAAAGGCCGAGACGCAAAAGUCGGCACCGUCUAAGAGAAAGAAAUCGGCGAACCAGACGGGCUGGAGGGACAAUGAGCCUUGUAUGAGGCUCGCGAAGAAGCUUUUCGAGACCGAAGACUUGCCCAAUGCCGCCAGUGAAGGGUCCUUGCCGAGCCUGGGAUCGAUCAAGGCGACUACACAAGCAGAUCAAUUCGCGCAGAUCAAAGCGAAGAUACCUAAAGGCGGGGAUACACGCCGUAUGGCUUCGCAGGAAAAAGAUCUAAAAAUGGCUGUCAAGAGCUUCGGAUACAAGAGAAUGGUAGCAGACAAUGGACUCUGGGCUCAUAAAGACAUGGAGACUAGUCUUUUUAGCUACCAAGUCACCAUUGCGUCUUGGAUGAUAGAGCGUGAAUGCUCCGGGUCCUCUCCCCUUGGCGGAUUGGUUGGAGACGAGAUGGGAAUGGGCAAGACGCUUGUCAGUAUUGCUUGUGCUGUUGGCCAUCCUCCAGAAGCUGAGGAUAUCGAGAAAUUCUGUAAAGCUACUUUGGUUAUUGUGCCAAACAAAAUGAUUGCUCGCCAGUGGGUGGACGAAAUAAGGAAGCAUUGCAAAGAGCAUAUCCGGAAUCUGGCUUCCAUCUACCGAUUCGGAGAUGAUGCCGGGACUGAGUUCUACAAAGAGAAAUUCUUUGUGCUUGCAACCUACCGCGACAUUAUGCAUCAGCAUCCUGGCAUAGCUCAGGUUCAAGAGUGGAAAGAGAAAUAUGAACACGACACAGUGUCGUUCAAUCGCGAGUUUAGCAAAGCUGCUGGAGAACUUUUCAAAGUUGAUUGGUACCGAAUCAUACUUGACGAGGCCCACCAGAUCAAGAACGUUAAAGGUCACAAAUUCUUCCCGUACCUUAAGUUUCUUGACUGUCCAUUCACCGAUUCAUCCUUCAAUUUCCACAACAAGUUCGUUGACGGAUUCCGAGGCAGGCAAAAUUUCGACGCCCUCGUCGGAUUAGUUAUGUACAGGAGAACAAAAAAAGACUCCUUUUUGGGACACAAGAUUCUUGAUCUCCCGGCCAUGCACAGUGAGAAUAUCUGUGUCUCUAUAAGCCGAGAGGAGCAAGAUAUCUACGAAACUGUCUUUGAGCAUUACGAUAAGGCCAUCCGUCAAAUGAGAGGAAAAGAACAAGAGAAGGGCUAUCUCACAGAGAGUGAGAAGGAUAAGCUGUCCCAAAUCUACCUCGCUCAAUCCACCAGGCUUCGACAAACUGUGUCACAUUUUUUCGACAUAGAGCGUUUCUUUAGGGAAUCCAUCAAAGACGUCGAGUUGGAGUCUCUCAUGGAGAUUCUCAAUUCAAGAUCCGAGAAGGGAAAACUAAUUGAUAAUCUGAAGCAUCAAGAAGGAGUCGCGGGCUAUUCUCUAGGCUUGAAGAGAUUGGAAGGACAGAAGGCCAACGUAUUUGGCGGUUCAUUUAACGUCCCGAACUUUCUCAAGGUGUCUCGAAAUGAGAUUCGAGCACGAAGCAAGAGCUGCCGAUGCCUAAUUUGCAACAAAGACGAUAUGCCCAAGGAGCCGAUGAAGAGCUAUCCGUGUGGGCACAUUUAUUGCAUGAAAUGUCUCUGUGAGACGGUUUUCGCAAAAUCUGGGGUGAAAUGUCUGCACGCGAGUUGCACGCAACCCCUCAGGGCAGGACCUGCUGUCGAGAUUUUUGACACCAUGAUGACCACCGCCAAAGAAGACAAGACCUAUAAGGAGCCAGGCGAGGACAGCCUCAACGUACGAAUCGCCAGAAAGAAGGAUGCGAAUGGUUUUUUUACCGCAACUUUCUUCAAACCCAACCAUUUUCAGAUGCCCCCCAGCACAAAGUUGACUGCAGCCUUAGCCGUGAUUUUGACAUGGCAGGAGAAUCACCCAGAUGACAAGAUUCUAGUUUUCACCCAGUUUGUCAUGUCUGGGAAGAUCCUGGGCUAUAUGCUGGGCCAGCUCGGGAUACAGUUCCUCUAUCUUUAUGGCAGCAUCGAUGAUCGCGGGCGAAAGAAGGCUAUUGACGCUUUCAAGGAAAAACCAGAGAAGAAGAUUAUGAUAAUCGGACUGAGGUGCGGCGGCCAAGCGUUGAACCUGACAUCAGCAAACCGAGUUAUACUUAUCGACCCCUGGUGGAACAACGUCCAAGAGAGUCAGGCCUUUGGUCGCGUAUGGAGACAUGGACAGGCCAAGGAGACGCAUUUGGUUCGCAUAUGGGCAAACACGCCCAUGGAUCAAUAUAUUUUCAAGCUCCAGAACGACAAGGCACUGGCAGUGGACUAUGCUCUGCAGGAUGAUAACCACAAGCCUGCAGUCCUGGAUGACGAAAGGCUGCAGAAACUCUUCGCACCCAUACAGAGAGUGAAAUCGAAGGGGCCAAAGCAGAAGAAGAAGUCAAAUACCGUGAACUCAAAACAGAAAAGCGGUUAA